AUAAAUCGUGACUUUCAUCGUUGAGCUCAAACAAUCAAAAUAGCUUCAUUACAAACACAUUUGUGAGAGACAUCGACCACCUCAACUCUACUAUUGGAUCUACAAUACUCGAUCGACCAUAUACCUAUUGAUCCUUUAACCCUCCUCAUACCCAUACUUUAAGUUCUGUACAAUGGCACGAACUCCCGAAUCUGCCGCAUUUCUCGCGAAGAAACCUACUGUUCCUCCAACUUUCGAUGGUGUCAAUUAUGAUGAUACAGCACGAUUGAAGCAAGCACAAGAUGCGAUUAUCAGGGAACAAUGGGUUAAAAGCAUGAUGGCACGGUUGGUCAGAGAGGAAUUGGGAAAAUGUUAUUAUAAGGAGGGGGUUAAUCAUUUGGAAAAAUGUGGUGCAUUAAGAGAUCGUUAUUUCGAGUUAUUGAAGGAGUCCAAGAUUAAAGGUUACCUGUUCGAGCAACAAAACCAUUUCAGCAAGGCUUAAUAGACAUGUCAUGAGGGCUUUAUUGAGAGAGGCGAGGGGGGGUAAGUGGUGAGAACAGGGCGACAGUGGAAUCGUGGCGGGUGAGGGUUAUGCUUGAAUGAGCUCAGUGCGGCUUAAGACAGGCAGGAUAUCUGGAGUCAAGCACUGAAGAUAUACCAAAAUCCAGGAAGCUUCAGAGCAUUUGUCCCAAAAAUAGAGACCUGAGAAAGGUCUACUAAGAGGACUGUAAAUAUGAAACAUUGUACAACCAG
Molecule: messenger RNA, 732 nt
Organism: Botrytis porri
Lineage: Eukaryota; Fungi; Ascomycota; Leotiomycetes; Helotiales; Sclerotiniaceae
Exons: 2
Coding region: 173-481 (102 amino acids)
Source: RefSeq, a predicted model, not a curated record